Sordaria macrospora k-hell is the source of this 1311-nucleotide messenger RNA. RefSeq lists its product as uncharacterized. The record is from RefSeq and is a predicted model, not a curated record. NCBI's taxonomy places the organism in Eukaryota, Fungi, Ascomycota, Sordariomycetes, Sordariales, Sordariaceae.
AUGGAUGCGUUAUCACACCCUGGUCGGCUUCAGGUGGUUACUCGAGGAGCCAAGCGAAAAGCAAGCGAAUUGCUAGAAAGCAUUACCACCAUUGCCGAACAACCAACCCGGAAGGCGAAACUACCCUAUCUGCCACGGUCCUAUCGACCAAGAGUGGGCACCACCAACACCACCACAUCCUCCUCCAGUCCGACCUCAACCUCCCCAACGACCAAACAAUCCUUCAACCACAAUAGUACGUCCCCGAUCUCUCCUCGAAUUCCUCGUAACCCUCCAACACCCAUAACCACCCAACCCCACCACAUCCUCCAAUCCCACCCCUCUCACACCCGCAAACUCACCCUCCGUACCCGCGGCCUCAUCCCACUCCCAUUCUCUCCCACACUCAAAGAUACGCGUCUUUCCCCAACUUCCCACGCCCUCCUCCUCAAGAAGGCUUCGCACCUCUCACAAUUUGGGCCCAUCAUCCCUCCUCGCGCUUUUCGACGACAUAAAGCUACUACGGUAGACGCCACGCUGGCGUUUGCGCAAUCGGAAGCUGGUACGGCGUUUUGUAUCAGGGAGGAUGGAUUGCUGUUGACGGCGGCGCAUUGUGUGGCGGAGACGACGGGGGUGGAGGCGGUGGGGAGGGUGGUUUGGUUGGUUAUGCCGGUGUCAGAAGAGGAAGAGGGUGAUGGGGAUGGAGGUGAUCGGAAGGAUGGGCAGGGGGGUUCGGGAGUAAUAAAAAAGGGUGGACGUGGACAGUUGGGGAGAUCAAGAUCAAAGUCAAGGAUCAUAGGUGCCAGGUGUAUAGCGUGGGAUCUGGGAAGGGAUCUGGCGCUUUUGAAAGUUACGCACGCUCAGCUCCAGCCAGAGGAGGGUGGUAAGAUACCUUCUUCUUCCAGGAAAGGGCAAGGUAUAGGGAACUUCCCCUGCGUCAAACUACCCCCACCCGGAUCAGGUAGAAAAGAGCCCCCCCUCGACAUUCCCCUUGUAGCAAUCGGCCACCCGGCCGACGAGCAUCCGGACGAUCCGCCGGGCGUCAAGGUGUACGGGUCUGAACACCGCCGGGUCUUGCAGCUGUCUUCGGGACGAUACCUCGGGAUUGCGCCAGAUAAAGUCAGCAACCCGCAGGAUAACUACGAUACGGGCGCAAUGCAGCAUGAUUGCUGGACGUGGUGGGGGUAUAGCGGCGGACCGGUCUUUGAGCGGGAUUCGGGAGUGUUGGUGGGCGUUCAUGUGGAUUGGAACCCGGAGGAGCCGUUGGUGAAGAGGGCGGUGCCGUGGGUGGCUGUGGAGGGGUUUUUGGAGGAGAAUGGGUUUUGGAGUUGA